UAUCGCAGGCGAAGGCGAAGGCGAAGGAUUCGGGCUCAGCUCCUCCGCCUCCGCCGAUCUCUCGCCGGAGGUGAGGCCUCCUCCUCCGCCGUCUAUCUGUAUCUCUGUCUGUAGCUCAGCGUCGGGCCCGGUUCAAUCCACAGCUCCCCCGGGGUCAUCUGCGCUCGGCUCGAUGUGUCAGCCCUAGGAGAGGAGAAGCUUUCUUUUUUUGGAAAAUCGAGUCAACAAAAGGUCUUGCCAAUUAACACAGUGAAGGAUAAUUCUGGCUUGAGUGUUUGUAAAUGGAGAGAAUAAGCACCAAUCAGCUCUACAAUUCUGGAAUUCCGGUGACUGUGCCAUCGCCUCUGCCUGCUAUACCAGCUACCCUGGAUGAAAACAUUCCCAGGAUUCCAGAUGGGCAGAAUGUUCCGCGGGAGAGAGAAUUGAGAAGCACACCUAUGCCACCUCAUCAGAAUCAGAGUACUGUUGCUCCUCUUCAUGGGCAUUUUCAGUCCAGUACCGGGUCUGUUGGGCCUCUGCGUUCGUCCCAGGCGAUAAGGUUCUCUUCAGUUUCAAGCAAUGAGCAAUAUACAAAUGCCAAUCCUUACAAUUCUCAACCGCCGAGUAGUGGGAGUUCUUCAACGCUCAAUUAUGGAUCACAAUAUGGAGGCUUUGAACCUUCCUUGACUGAUUUUCCAAGAGAUGCUGGGCCGACGUGGUGUCCUGAUCCAGUUGAUGGCUUGCUUGGAUAUACAGAUGAUGUCCCUGCUGGGAACAAUUUGACUGAAAACAGUUCUAUUGCAGCUGGUGAUGAACUUGCCAAGCAAAGUGAAUGGUGGAAUGAUUUUAUGAAUUAUGACUGGAAAGAUAUUGAUAACACAGCUUGUACUGAAACUCAACCACAGGUUGGACCAGCUGCGCAAUCAUCUGUCGCAGUUCACCAAUCAGCUGCCCAACAAUCAGUUUCAUCUCAAUCAGGAGAACCUUCUGCAGUUGCUAUACCCUCGCCCUCUGGUGCCUCCAAUACCUCCAACUCCAAGACACGAAUGAGAUGGACUCCUGAACUUCAUGAGCGCUUUGUAGAUGCUGUCAAUCUACUUGGUGGCAGUGAAAAAGCUACUCCCAAGGGUGUGUUAAAGCUAAUGAAGGCAGACAAUUUGACCAUUUAUCAUGUUAAAAGUCACCUUCAGAAAUACAGAACAGCUCGAUACAGACCAGAAUUGUCUGAAGGUUCUUCAGAAAAGAAGGCAGCCUCAAAAGAGGACAUACCAUCAAUAGAUCUGAAAGGAGGGAACUUUGAUCUCACUGAGGCAUUGCGUCUCCAGUUAGAACUCCAAAAGAGGCUUCAUGAACAGCUUGAGAUCCAAAGAAGUUUGCAGCUGAGAAUUGAGGAGCAAGGGAAGUGCCUUCAGAUGAUGCUCGAGCAGCAGUGCAUACCUGGGACAGACAAGGCGGUGGAUGCUUCAACCUCAGCAGAAGGAACAAAGCCAUCUUCUGAUCUUCCAGAAUCUUCUGCCGUGAAGGAUGUUCCAGAGAACAGUCAGAACGGAAUAGCCAAACAAACAGAAUCAGGUGACAGAUAAUGAGGAUGUGAUGAGGGUCUCUCCAAGAUGUGGACCCAAGUGGCCAUUGAAUGGGCUCGAUGGCUAUCUGACUGAUGUUUGGCAAAGCUAAAAUUAAAUCGUUUUUGCCUUUUCACGGGGAACAGAACAUUGUUGUGAACAGCAUAUCAAAGCUUGCCCCAGCGCUUGUAGCUAGACUUUAGUUGUACAGUACCCCAAACACGGCAGCGACGAUUCCGUGUUAAUGGGAUGAUCUUUAGGUUUCAGAAGGCAGCACAAGCAAAUUUGCACUGAUGUACUCUUUGUCAGGUGGUUUGACUUCUUGCUUUCUUUGUUGUUAGGGACUGGAUAGCAUGGAUUAGGAAUUUGAUUAUGAUGAACUAAUUCAAGAAAUUGCCAUAAUCUUUGGUACCUUGUGCGCCUGGAACAUGUAAAUGGUACCAAACAACAAUAUGAUAUGUUUACCUUCAUGUUCUAUUUGGCUUAA
Messenger RNA from Oryza sativa Japonica Group (Japanese rice), 2028 nucleotides. Lineage: Eukaryota; Viridiplantae; Streptophyta; Magnoliopsida; Poales; Poaceae. The record is from RefSeq and is a predicted model, not a curated record.